AUGGCCAAAAUUUCCGGCAAGGUCAGUGUGUUGCAGGAACCCGCUGGCCGAGAAAGGGAGAGCGGCCCCGCGCGGGCCGGCGGCGGGCAGGGCUCCCGGCCCGCGGCCAUCUUGGCCCCGGAGGGCACGGCCCCCCGCCUGCACCCCCUUCUCAGAGCCCUGCCCGCCGCACGCGCGGGCCCGGGAGGUGGGGGUGUCCUCACCGCGCCCCCUAGAGCUGAACCCGGCAGGCCGGCUCCCGGACCCCCGCGCCCUCCCGGAACCAAGGGUCCGGCCCGGGAAGACGCCUCGGCGGCGGGCGAAGCCCCGAGCAAACGGCUGCCCCACAGAAUCAAUGUCCGGGUUACCACCAUGGAUGCGGAGCUGGAGUUCGCCAUCCAGCCAAACACCACUGGGAAGCAGCUUUUUGAUCAGGUGGUUAAGACUAUCGGCCUCCGGGAAGUGUGGUACUUUGGCCUCCAGUAUGUGGACAAUAAAGGAUUUCCUACCUGGUUGAAACUUGAUAAAAAGGUGUCCGCCCAGGAACUCCGAAAGGAGAACCCGCUCCAGUUCAAAUUCCGCGCCAAGUUCUACCCGGAAGACGUGCCGGAGGAGCUCAUCCAGGACAUCACCCAGAAGCUCUUCUUCCUGCAAGUGAAGGACGGGAUCCUGAGCGACGAGAUUUACUGCCCCCCCGAGACGGCCGUGCUCCUGGGGUCCUACGCCGUGCAGGCCAAGUUUGGGGACUACAACAAAGAGACCCACAAGUCGGGGUACCUCAACUCCGAGCGCUUGAUCCCCCAAAGAGUGAUGGACCAGCACAAGCUCACCCGAGACCAGUGGGAGGACCGCAUCCAGGUGUGGCAUGCCGAGCACCGAGGGAUGCUCAGGGACAGCGCCAUGCUGGAGUACCUGAAGAUCGCACAGGACCUGGAGAUGUACGGCAUCAACUAUUUCGAGAUCAAGAACAAGAAAGGGACCGACCUUUGGCUCGGCGUGGACGCCCUGGGGCUGAACAUUUACGAGAAGGAUGACAAGUUGACCCCAAAGAUUGGCUUCCCGUGGAGUGAAAUCAGAAACAUCUCUUUCAAUGACAAGAAGUUUGUCAUCAAGCCCAUUGACAAGAAGGCCCCUGACUUCGUGUUUUACGCCCCUCGCCUGAGGAUCAACAAGCGGAUCCUGCAGCUCUGCAUGGGCAACCACGAGCUGUACAUGCGCCGCCGCAAGCCCGACACCAUCGAGGUGCAGCAGAUGAAGGCCCAGGCCCGCGAGGAGAAGCACCAGAAGCAGCUGGAGCGGCAACAGCUGGAGACGGAGAAGAAGCGCAGAGAGACGGUUGAGAGGGAGAAGGAGCAGAUGAUGAGGGAGAAGGAGGAGCUGAUGCAGAGGCUCCAGGACUACGAGCAGAAGACCAAGAAGGCUGAGAAAGAACUCUCUGACCAGAUCCAGAGGGCCCUGCAGCUGGAGGAGGAGAGGAAGCGCGCCCAGGAGGAGGCCGAGCGCCUGGAGGCGGAUCGCGUGGCUGCGCUGCGUGCCAAGGAGGAGCUGGAGAAGCAGGCCGUGGAUCAGAUAAAGAGCCAGGAGCAGCUGGCCGCCGAGCUCGCUGAGUACACAGCCAAGAUCGCCUUGCUGGAGGAGGCUCGGAGGCGCAAGGAGGACGAGGUGGAGGAGUGGCAGCACCGGGCCAAAGAGGCCCAGGACGACCUGGUGAAGACCAAGGAGGAGCUGCACCUGGUGAUGACGGCGCCACCGCCGCCGCCCCCGGCGUACGAGCCGGUGAAUUACCACGUGCAGGAGAGCCCGCAGGAGGAGGGCACCGAGUACACGGGCUACAGCGCCGAGCUCUGCAGCGAGGGCAUCAGGGACGACCGCAACGAGGAGGAGCGCGUCACCGAGGCCGAGAAGAACGAGCGUGUGCAGCGGCAGCUGAGGACCUUGACCAGCGAGCUGUCCCAGGCCCGAGACGAGAACAAGAGGACCCACAAUGACAUCAUCCACAACGAGAACAUGCGGCAGGGUCGGGACAAGUACAAGACCCUGCGGCAGAUCCGGCAGGGCAACACCAAGCAGCGGAUCGACGAGUUCGAGGCCAUGUAGAUGCCCGGCCAGGCGGCAGGACUGGGGCCGGCCUCCGGUGUGACGGCAUCGGCGUUGCCGCCACACACGUCCAACGCGUGCAUUUGGGGGGUUGUUUUUUGUUUUCUAGUCUUCUCGAUUUAGAAAGCUCGCAUCAUAUUCAUUUCUUUCAAAAGCGAGUAGUUCUUUCAGUGGGCGCGCUCGGGGGCUGGGGCCCGUGGAAGCUUCCCUGGUUUAUUAUCCCAAUUGUACCAUAGUGCCAAACGGCCCGAGUUUGAUCAUGAUUGUCUAUCUGGUCGAGGCCUGCUGUGUGUGGAGCAGGCCGAUUUGAAUCAGGACAGAUGCCGAUAAAGUCAGUGGCUGCACGUCAGCCUUUGUGAUAAGAUUAAGUUCAAUUAAAACCACCUGGUGGCUGACCUUCCGUGCCAUACUCUUCCCCCCCCCCCCCCAAGUAUUUGAAACGAGCUCAAUUGAUUGAUUCGUCCUUGGUUUUUUUACGAAGAGUUCAUCUUUUUUGUAUAUUUGAGGGGGUGCAGAAUUUGAGGGAUGAAUUUAUUUUGAAAAUUAGGUCUCACCCCUUCCCGCUGGCCAUGGUCCCCCCAACAGUGGCCGAGGCCCUCGUGGCUGCAAACUCUCGGGUUUUGCUUCACAGAGGAAUCCACUGUUGGACUUCGUGGCACCUAAUUAACCCUCCGCUGUAGAGGCUAGUAUUUAUACGUAAGUGAUAAUAUGGGUUUGUAACAUUAGUUUCAAAAGGGAAAGUUUUGUUCUGUAUAUUUUGUUACCUUUUACAGAAGAUUAAAAGAAUUACACAUGUGAAAAGCCGCAACAUGCGGCACUUACUCCGCCUGGAGACCGGUUCCCUGCUCAUCCCCCUGGAGUGAGGCGUAUUGGUUUUUUUGCCCGGUCGUGCACUCAGCGCAUGCCGACGACUACGCGCCUUGAUUUUCUAACAACGCAGCUUGUUUGGAAAAUGCACACUGUUAAUCAUGCAGACUCCACCCACGGAGGGACCCCUUCAGCCUGCUUUUAUCACCCCGUGUGUUUCAUAAGACCCUUGUCCAUCCCUCUCCUCAGCUUGGAGAAGCUGCAGGAGUGUGGUGCCCACACCCUGGGCUCGCCCUGCUUGGGUGCCGCAUGUAGCCACGUGAAAUAAAGAUCUGCUGGCCGUG
Molecule: messenger RNA, 3227 nt
Organism: Echinops telfairi (small Madagascar hedgehog)
Lineage: Eukaryota; Metazoa; Chordata; Mammalia; Afrosoricida; Tenrecidae
Gene: EZR
Product: ezrin
Exons: 14
Coding region: 1-2076 (691 amino acids)
Biological process (GO): positive regulation of protein localization to early endosome; regulation of organelle assembly; positive regulation of early endosome to late endosome transport
Cellular component (GO): plasma membrane; apical part of cell; cytoskeleton
Molecular function (GO): actin binding; cell adhesion molecule binding
Source: RefSeq, a predicted model, not a curated record